Molecule: messenger RNA, 491 nt
Organism: Paramecium sonneborni
Lineage: Eukaryota; Ciliophora; Oligohymenophorea; Peniculida; Parameciidae
Source: the annotation of a GenBank genome assembly
AUUAAAUGUAAUAUCAUAAUUCUUAACAACCUGGUAUUAAUCCAGAUUAUAACUAUAAUUAACAACCUUAACAAUAAUAAUAAUAUGGAACUAAUGUCUAAAAUUAUCCAACAGUUCAAUAAGGGGGGCAAUAUAUUCCAUAAUAACAAUAAUAAUCACCUUCAGGAUAACUUGGAUACAACCAGGGUUAAUAAUAUAUUUAUGGAGCUCCUAUGGGAAUGGCUCCAGGAAUGCCUAUGAAACUUCCAAGAACCGCAGAUGGGGUUAGAUUUCCAGUUGAAAUAGAAUGUCAAUUUUGCAAACGAAAUACAAAAACAAGGAUUGAAUAUUAAUCAGGAUAAAAUGUUUGUUGUUGUUCUUGUUUGUUACUAUUUACUAUUCCUAUAUUGGCAUUUCUGCCUUGUAUUAUGAAUUCUUAAAAAGAUGUUGUGCAUUAUUGCACUUAGUGUAAUCAUUAAGUUGGCUAUACAGAAAAAAAGGUAUGUGAAUGA